AUGUCUUACAAGGGAUUUCACCUUGACCGAAGGAAAUACUCCUGUUCCAUCUGUUUGGAUCUACUGAGGCAUCCGGUGACUAUUCCCUGUGGACACAGCUACUGCAUGGACUGCAUUCAAUACUUCUGGGAUGGAGAAGAGCAGAGGAGGAUCCACAGCUGCCCUCAGUGCAGGAAAACAUUCAGRCCGAGGCCUGUCCUGAAGAAAAGCAUCAUGUUGGCAGAGUUGGUGGAGGAUCUGAAGAARACUGGACUCCAAGCUGAUCACUGCUAUGCUGGACCUGAAGACGUGGCCUGUGAUGUCUGUACUGGGAGGAAGAUGAAAGCUGUGAAGUCCUGUUUAACCUGCCCAGCUUCCUACUGUAAGAAUCACCUCCAGCCUCAUUAUGUUGCUACACCGUUGCAGAAACACAUUCUGGCGAAUCCCAGGAAGAAGCUCCAGGAGAACAUCUGCUCUCGUCACAAUGAGGUGAUGAAGAUCUUCUGUCGUACUGAUCAGAAGUUCAUCUGUUAUCUCUGCUUACUGGAUGAACAGAGAGGCCCUGAAGUGGGUGUCUUCCUGCCACAGCCAGAACCAAAGAACAGAGCUGGAUUCUUAAAGUAUKCAUGUAGAAUCAGACUUCAUCCAAACUCAGCAAACAAAUACGUGUUAUUGUCUGAUGGGAACAGAAAAGUGACAUUAAUGAAUCAUCGGCUGUCUUAUCCUGAUCAUCCGGAAAGAUUCACCGACUGGUUCCAGGUCCUGAGCAGAGAGAGUCUGACUGGACGUUGCUACUGGGAGGUGAAGAGGAGAGGAAGAGGAGUUGAUGUUGCAGUUUCAUACAGGAACAUCAGCAGAGCAGGGAAAUCCAACAARUGCGCCUUCGGGUUCAAUGAGAACUCCUGGUCGAUAUCAUGUCAGAAAACGGGUUAUACUUUCUGGCACGAUGGAGUUGAAACUCAGGUACCAGGUCCAGUUUCCUCCAGACUAGGAGUGUAUCUGGACCACAGAGCAGGUAUUCUGUGUUUCUACAGCRUCUCUGAAACCAUGACUCUGAUCCACAGAGUCCAGACCAGAUUCACUCAGCCUCUAUAUGCUGGGGUUCAGUUUUAUUUCUACCUAAAUUCAUACCGAGGAGGCGACUCUGCUGAGUUCAUGAAACUGAAUAGAGAUUAAUUUGCUGAAAAUCGCAAUUUCAGUCACCAGUUUUCACCAUUACUGAACUUUGAACGAUGCCCACAUUGUUCAAAGUUAAACUUUUAAACACAAGAACUUUAUCCAGUUUAUUUCUUGUUUUUUUUUUUUUGGGUUUAUUCGCUUUUAAAGGACGGGUGUUCAGGCAAUAGGUACUKUAAAAAUGUAGGCCUGUGUAAUGAAUUU
Messenger RNA from Poecilia reticulata (guppy), 1359 nucleotides. The record is from RefSeq and is a predicted model, not a curated record. Lineage: Eukaryota; Metazoa; Chordata; Actinopteri; Cyprinodontiformes; Poeciliidae.